This is a messenger RNA of Linum tenue, 1659 nucleotides long. The record is from the annotation of a GenBank genome assembly. Lineage: Eukaryota; Viridiplantae; Streptophyta; Magnoliopsida; Malpighiales; Linaceae.
AUGGCCGAGUUGGGCCAAGCAUCUAGAAAAAGGAGCCGCGAAGAAGAAGAAGCUGCUGCUGACUGGAUAAGCCAUCUUCCAGACUCCAUCAUUCAUCACAUCCUUUCGUUGCUCGACGACACCAAAUCCGCUGUACGGACCUGCGUCCUGUCCCCAAUCUGGCAAACCGCCUGGCUACAUGUCCCCAUCCUCGAUCUCCGUCGGAGCUCCUUCCAGAAUUACUCGAGCUUCUGCAGGUGCGUCGACCAAGUCCUGUCUCGCCGCAAUCCCUACAUUGAUGCCCGGAAGAUCAGCUACACCGACAAGGAGAGGUACGAGAGCAGAGACCGUCGAUUGCUGAUUAGGGUUAUUCAGUACGCGGCUUCCCAUGGUACCCAACAUCUGGUGAUUGACGUGGAUACGGUGUUGGUAUCCGAGCUGCAAGUUGUUAAGAUCGUGAAGGCCAAUUGGGGUCCCUGCGCUGAAGCCAUUAUUGGUCACAUCCUUUCGUUUCUCGACACCAAGUCUGCUGUUCAAACCUCUGUACUGUCGCGAGCAUUGCAAAGUGCUUGGAAGCAAGUUCCUGUCAUUAACCUCCAUAGCAAUUCCUUCAAAGAGUAUCGGAAUUUCCGAAGCUUUGUGUCCAAGGUUUUGUCCCUCCGCUGCAAUGUCAAUGUCCAGAAGCUGAGGUAUAUCGACCACGAUCAUAGUUACGAGGAUCGAGAUGUUAGUCUGUUUGUCGAGGUCAUCAAGUAUGCUCUAUCUCAUAAUACUCAACAUCUGGUGAUUGACCUCGAGAAUGGAACGGACUAUUAUCAAGAUUGUUACAAGUACUCCGACUUGUUUGGGUCAGUUCUGGAUUCCAAUCUCACAACUCUAGAAUUAAGAUCUGUCAUUGUGGAUAGUGGAUUUAGAUCUUCUGGUUUUCGGGUACUAACAACUUUAUGGCUGCGCGGGUGCCUGUUGGUUUCUGAUUCGGAGGAGGACAUUGAUCUUUUUUCUAAUUUACCCUGCCUGGAGAAUUUGGUACUGAGGCAUUGCCCUCUUGAUCAUCCCUAUCCAAUUGCGGAUGAAAGGAUUGUGAAGAUAACUGGACCUGAAUUGCUUAGCCUGAAAGUGGAUGACUCGUGGUUUCCAAAGAUUGAAAUAACUGCACCAAAGCUCCAAUUCUUCAUUUUUUGGCAUGACUCGCACCUCCAAAAAUUCUCCAAGUUAAGCCUUCCUUCCGUGGUUCACGCUGAUAUUAACGACUGUAUUGGUGGGUCCGGGGAAGAACAGAUGGCGCUAGAGUUGAUCUCCUUGUUCCAAGGUGUGAGUAAUGCAAAAUCACUAGUGCUGGACGCCGAUGGCAUUGAGGAAUUGAACAAAAUUUUUGAGUUUUUGGAAAAACACCCCUCCCCCUUUACGAGGUUGGAGUCAUUGAUCGUGGACAGCGACACCACGGCCAUGUCCAUACCCUUGAAAUUGGUCAAUUACUUGUUCAAAAGAAGUUCUUGCACAGAUCCGAAGAUCGAGUUUGCAUAGCGUUAGAAUCGACGAUCUUGCAGUAGUUUCUUGCUUAACGCAGUGAGUUGAUUGUUGUUGUUGUUGUCUUUCUUUUUCGGAACUGUUUGGAACAAUCUAUUCUCCUCCCUCUUUUGUUAUUCCUUCUGACUUCUGAGAGAUUGUUCUGAAUUACUU